AUGCCAUCUCUACUACUCAUCAUAUUCGUCACCGAGCUGGUUGUCCAACUGGUCAACACCCUCGGCGCAACCACCAUCAACGAUUUGCUAUGGAGGAUAUACCUUACCCUGCCGACACCGCUCUCGUUAGAGUUUGCACAACAGCGCAGGAAGCAAAAAGAAUACCUCGCCGUUCGACAUGAGCUGAAGGCGACGAGCAGUCAAGACGAGUUUGCCAAGUGGGCGAAACUCAGGCGCCAGCAUGACAAGCUGUUGGAGGAUCUUGAGAAGAAGAAGGCUUCGCUCGAGGCAGCCCGCACCAAGUUCGAUCGAACCCUCACGACCACCCGCACGGUCUCGACCCGCAGCGUACAGUGGUUCCUCCCCUUCUGGUACAGCAAGGAGCCCAUGUUCUGGCUCCCCUACGGCUGGUUCCCCUACUACGUCGAAUGGUUCGCCUCUUUCCCCCGUGCGCCAAUGGGUAGCGUCAGCAUUGUGGUUUGGCAAUGGGCUUGCACCGCCGUGAUCGCUCUGAUGAUUGAGGCGGCCACAGCAGCUUUGGUGUAUGUUGCUGCGAAGCAGUCACAAAAGAUCAGGCAGCCUGUGCCAGCGCAGUCGGAAAAGAAAGAUUCAUGA
Podospora anserina S mat+ is the source of this 615-nucleotide messenger RNA. RefSeq lists its product as uncharacterized. The transcript has 3 exons. Gene Ontology annotation, biological process: tail-anchored membrane protein insertion into ER membrane. Lineage: Eukaryota; Fungi; Ascomycota; Sordariomycetes; Sordariales; Podosporaceae. The record is from RefSeq and is a predicted model, not a curated record. The coding region runs from base 1 to 615 and encodes 204 amino acids. Gene Ontology annotation, cellular component: GET complex.